UGGCUGUCCAGUGCCAGUGCGAACGUAUAUUAUAGCCUCGCGCUCCCGUCAGGGCUCGAGGAGAGCGGCGCGUCCACGGAUUAUCACGUCAGAGAGCUGAUUCGCUGGAGAUGUUCAGAAACAAUAUUCUCAGAGAUUUCGACGAAGACCCCUUCUUCUCGGACCCGUUCCGAGCGCACGGUGAACACAUGAGGCAGGUGAUGCGGAGCUUCUCGGAGCCCUUCGGCCGACCCUUCAUGCCCAGCAUCAUGGACGGCAGGAGCCAUGAUGCCGCGGGACAGACCAGCUCGUCCCCGGCUCUGAGGAACGACAACAGGGACAUGACGACGAACCCUUUCGGCAUGGUGGACCACAUGAUGGCCAACAUGAGGAGCAGGAUGGACGAGAUGCACCGCAGCUUUGGCAACAUGUCCGCCGACCCAAACACUCACUCCUUCAGCUCGUCCUCAGUCAUGACCUACUCGAAGGUUGGAAACGACCCGCCCAAAGUCUUCCAGGCCUCAUCCUCGACCCGCUGCGCCCCCGGAGGGAUCAAGGAAACCCGGCGAACUCUGAAGGACUCGGACAGCGGUCUGGAGAAGAUGUCCAUCGGUCACCACAUCAAGGACAGAGGCCAUGUGGUGGAGAGGAAGAGCAACAGGAAGACUGGGGAGAAGGAGUUGAUCCAGGACUUUCAGAACAUGGACGAAUCUGAAGCACGUGCCUUUGAUGAAGAGUGGCAGCAGUCCUUGUCCAACUAUCAGUCCGACUUCAUGUCGCGCCCGGGUCAGCGGCAGCUCCGCGGCAGUCAGCAGGCGGCUCUGCCUCCCUCCAGACAAGCUCAAAGGGAUCAGACGGCGAAGGAGAAGCGCAGGAGCGACAGAAAAGUCUCGAUAAAGCCCUGAGAGAGGCUGGAAAUGCCGCCUGCUUCUCCUGAAGAAAAGGCCAGAACACAACUGAUACUACGCCACUUUUAUCUUCUGAACUUAAGAUUCCUCCUUCUCUCUGUGGAACCAUCCUCGCUGAACUCUUGUAUAGAGGACGACAGUUGAAGCACGUAGCCAUCCAAGAAAAACAUCUUUACAGCUGUCACCGCUGAAGGUGUCUUCCAGCUCCAGUAGAUCUCACUUCAACUGAAUGAACCCCACGAUCCCUCGUUGUUGGUACACACUUCAGUGUCACAGCCGUCCACAACUGACGCACUUGGACAGUGUCUCAUGGUCUUCAUCCUGCUCACACUGGUGUUCCACAUGUGUCUUAUUCCUUCUGUAUUCUUAAUAAAAGAAACAAAAAUGAAA
Molecule: messenger RNA, 1277 nt
Organism: Synchiropus splendidus (mandarinfish)
Lineage: Eukaryota; Metazoa; Chordata; Actinopteri; Syngnathiformes; Callionymidae
Gene: mlf1
Product: myeloid leukemia factor 1
Exons: 7
Coding region: 111-884 (257 amino acids)
Biological process (GO): regulation of DNA-templated transcription
Cellular component (GO): cytoplasm; nucleus
Source: RefSeq, a predicted model, not a curated record